This is a messenger RNA of Marmota flaviventris (yellow-bellied marmot), 771 nucleotides long. It is a transcript of the gene Tspan11, whose product is annotated as tetraspanin 11. Gene Ontology annotation, cellular component: plasma membrane. The record is from RefSeq and is a predicted model, not a curated record. Lineage: Eukaryota; Metazoa; Chordata; Mammalia; Rodentia; Sciuridae.
CCAGCAACCAUGGCCCAUUACAAGACGGAACAGGAGGACUGGCUCAUUGUCUACCUGAAGUAUUUGCUCUUCUUGUUCAACUUCUUCUUCUGGGUGGGCGGGGCGGCGGUCAUGGCCGUGGGCGUGUGGACCCUGGUGGAGAAGAGCGGCUACCUCAGCGUCCUGGCCUCCAGCACCUUCGCCACCUCCGCCUACAUCCUCAUCUUCGCGGGCGCCCUGGUCGUGGUGACCGGCUUCCUGGGCUUCGGCGCCAUCAUCCGGGAGCAGCAGAGCUGCCUGUCCACGUAUUUCUGCCUGUUGCUUGUCAUCUUCCUGGUAGAGCUGGUGGCAGGCGUCCUGGCCCAUGUGUACUACCAGAGGCUGAGUGAUGAACUGAAGCAGCACCUGAAUCGCACCUUGACUGAGAACUAUGGGCAGCCCAGGGCCGUGGAGAUCACAGCCUCCGUGGACCGUCUACAGCAAGAUUUCAAGUGCUGUGGGAGCAACAGCUCGGCUGACUGGCAGCACAGCUCCUACAUCCUGUCUCGGGAGGCUGAGGGCCGCCGGGUGCCCGACAGCUGCUGCAAGACAGUGGUGACACGCUGCGGCCAGCGGGUCCACCCCUCCAACAUCUACAAGGUGGAGGGAGGCUGCAUCACGAAGCUGGAGCAGUUCCUGGCUGACCACCUACUGCUCAUGGGGGCGGUGGGCAUCGGGGUAGCCUGCCUGCAGAUCUGCGGGAUGAUUCUCACCUGCUGCUUGCACCGGAGGCUCCAACGGCACUUUUAUUAA